This is a messenger RNA of Polyodon spathula (Mississippi paddlefish), 1784 nucleotides long. RefSeq names its product glutathione reductase (gene gsr). Gene Ontology annotation, molecular function: glutathione-disulfide reductase (NADPH) activity; NADP binding; flavin adenine dinucleotide binding. NCBI's taxonomy places the organism in Eukaryota, Metazoa, Chordata, Actinopteri, Acipenseriformes, Polyodontidae. Gene Ontology annotation, biological process: glutathione metabolic process; cell redox homeostasis; cellular response to oxidative stress. The record is from RefSeq and is a predicted model, not a curated record. The transcript is spliced from 13 exons. Gene Ontology annotation, cellular component: mitochondrion; cytosol. Bases 93 to 1607 code for a protein of 504 amino acids.
UGACUAAGCACAAUACUUGUUUCCCUUUUGUGACAAAUCCCUCCCAUUUAUUUUCUACUGAAUAACGUGGGUCUGCUGCCUGUUUCCUGGUCAUGACAACAAUAGUGUUGUUUCGAAGAACACCUUUUGCUCUUUUGACAUUCCAGCGACGUCUUUCAUUUUUCACACACCGAAAAAAAUCUCUCGUUUUCGCUGGAACCAUGGAAGGCUCGCUGUCUUCCCCAACACGUUUUGAUCUUCUAGUAAUCGGCGGUGGAUCUGGCGGUCUAGCCGGUGCUCGGAGAGCCGCGGAACUUGGAGUUUCAGCCGCUGUCAUAGAGAGCCUCAAACUCGGAGGGACAUGCGUGAAUGUUGGAUGUGUACCGAAAAAGGUAAUGUGGAAUACAGCAGUCCAUGCAGAAUACAUUCAUGAUCAUGGUGACUAUGGUUUUCACUGUGACAAUCUAAAGUUCAGCUGGCGACUGCUUAAAGAAAAAAGGGAUGCAUAUGUUCGCCGACUGAAUGAUAUUUAUCAAAAUAAUUUAAACAAGGCACAGAUCCAAACAAUCAGUGGCCAUGCAGCAUUCACAUCAGACCCAGAGCCUACAGUGGAGGUAAAUGGUUCAAAGUACACUGCUCCUCACAUCCUAAUCGCAACAGGUGGGCGUCCCUCUAUGCCUAGUGAGGAGGAAGUGCCUGGAGCAAGCCUUGGAAUAAACAGUGAUGGGUUUUUUGAACUUGAACAUUUGCCAAAACGCAGUGUGAUUGUAGGAGCAGGUUAUAUAGCUGUGGAGAUGGCAGGAAUCCUCUCUACACUGGGAUCAAAAGCAUCAAUGAUUAUACGACAAGGAAGGGUGCUGAGGAGUUUUGACUCCCUAAUAAGUGAAAAUUGUACCCAAGAACUAGAAAAAUCUGGAAUUGAGCUGUGUAAGAACUCCCAGGUUAAAUCAAUAAGAAAAACUGACAAUGGUUUAGAGGUUACAGUAGUGACCAAAGUACCAGAUCAGGAAGAAAAAAUCAGUACAAUCCAGGAUGUGGACUGCCUGUUGUGGGCUAUUGGACGGGAGCCAAACACAGAGGGCCUCAACCUAGACGCACUGGGUCUGAAGCAGGAUGAAAAGGGCCACAUUGUAGUGGACGAGUUCCAGAACACCAGCAGGAAAGGAAUUUAUGCAGUUGGAGACGUUUGUGGGAAGGCGCUUCUUACACCAGUUGCUAUAGCUGCUGGCAGAAAACUUGCACACAGGAUAUUUGAAGGGAAGAAAGACUCCAAACUCGACUAUAGCAACAUUCCUACAGUGGUGUUUAGUCACCCCCCAAUAGGGACCGUGGGACUCACUGAAGAGGAAGCAGGAACCACUUAUGGAAAAGAGAACCUGAAGACUUACACAACAUCUUUCAUUCCUAUGUACUAUGCAAUGACUACAAGGAAAACCCAAUGUGUCAUGAAGUUAGUGUGUGCUGGAAAGGAGGAAAAGGUGGUAGGCUUACAUAUGCAGGGACUGGGAUGUGAUGAAAUGCUCCAAGGUUUUGCUGUGGCAGUCAAGAUGGGUGCCACAAAGGCAGACUUUGAUAACACUAUCGCCAUUCACCCAACCUCAUCAGAAGAACUGGUCACGCUGCGAUAGAUCAAAGCACCUGCCAACCUGAAUAUGUGUUGAGUUAGACGCAUCUUAUGUUUUUGCAUUGCUGCUAUUUAAAACCACAUCUCAAUAUGUAAACAUUUGUGAGAUUUUGUCAAUAUUGGUUUACCUGCUUUCACUUAAUCAUUAACAAUGAAAGAGUAAUAAAUUCUUUCUUUUCAA